AUGACCAAGCAUAAGAAGGCAUCUUCGAGUAAGCCAGCCGAGAAGCUGGUCAUCACAAUAAGUACUAAGACCACUAUAAGGCCUACAGUAGAUGCGUCGCCUGAAAAUCCUAUCCUCGUUGACUCUGACCGAAACACAGUUCUCCCCUUUCUAAAUCACCGGGCAAUCCCUCCUGACGGGAAACCAUACACCCAAAGACUUGCACGAUCAGGAUAUGUUCCCCAGCAAAAGCAUUUUGCGUUUCUUACGGCGGUUAUUGAAAAGCGGAAUGCAACGAUGGCUGCGGGGAUCAUUUCCUCUGUAGUCAUUCAGCAGGCCAUCAGUUACAUCCAGAAGCACAUCAACGAAGCAUUUCCCUUCCUUUCGUUGCAGCUGCAACCGUAUGGGGGAGCCGUCAAUGGAAUCAGUACAGACGGCGGGGACAUUGACUCUACUCUGGUUGUGGAUAACUGUGACAGGGCAGAGCAGGUUGCUGCAGAGUAUUUCUGGUCCUUUUUACAGGAACAGGCCAGAGACAGGCUCCAUGACAAUCCGGUGGCUGAGGUAGAUUUUCUAGAUAGAGCGUUCACAGAAAGGUUUCCGUUCCUCAGAUUUGAUGCAUCUAGCUACUAUAGAGGGGUUACGCCUAGCAAGGACAUCAUGACAGAGUACUCACUAUUCUGCCCGUCUCGCUGCCUUAGUGAUGCAGCGUGUAUUAGGGAUCCGUCCCAGCCUAUCAAUGUCAUGGAUCUUUUUCCAGAUGCUACGGCGCCGUCUGGAGAGAUGGUCCAUUUUAUUCUCAAGCGUGCACGUUGGCAGGACAUUAUUAUUCUGGGAAGAUUGGCGGCCUCCUUCAACGCCUUUGAAGUCUCAUCCUUCAUAACCCGCAGCAGGAUUCCCGUCCUGAAGAUAAGCCUCAAAUACUCUAAGAGAUUAUGCCAAGUUGUCUCUGCCGCGGAAACAAAUGCUAAGAUUGAACAGGGCCUUCUACCAUCGUACUAUGCUGAUCUCCCCAUGAAUCGUUCCGUGCAGUUCAUCGUACCAGAAGGUGAAGAGAAGAUAAACACUCAUAUAGAUAGCGAUAUGAUGCUACUAAAUGUGGACAUCUGCCUCAAUAAUAGGCUAGCAAUUCGUAAUACGCUGCUACUAGCAGAGUACCUUAGAGCAGAUCCGGUUGUAUCGCCGCUGAUACGGUGCGUCAAGAGUUGGGCGUCUGCAAGAGGUCUGUGCAAUACCUGGCAAGGUGGACUGUCGUCCUACGGCUUUGUGCUGCUUGUGAUCUUUUAUCUCCAAAUCCUUCAGACUCCAAUUCUACCGGUUCUCCAGCCUGGUCUUGGAUGGGGACCCGUGGUCAGGGGCUGUGACACAGGCUUCCUUUCUGUAGAAGAUGCAUGGUGUCGGCGGUCUCUUAUGACUGGCUUCUCCCAGCAAAAACCUGCACCGCGCAAGCCUACAAUUUCAGAGCUUCUUUGUGGGUUCUUCCGUUUCUAUGGAUAUCAGUUUGAUAGUACCGACUCGGUUGUGUCUAUCCGCUUGGGUCGGGCGCUCUCCAAACAAGAGAAAGGAUGGGAUGAGAAUUCCAACGCUCAGCGCAGCCAGCGUCACGGAGAAUGCUUCGAUCAUGCAGAGACUCAUGAAAGCGUGAGAGCAGCAGAUGUUCUCCGGGUAUUUAGAUACCCCCCAGAGGUCCCGGACGCAGAAGUGUCCCAGCACAUAUACACGAAAGAUGGUCAGUUCUUUUAUAUGUGCAUAGAAGACCCCUUUGAGACACAUAUCAAUGUGGGUCGUCUUCUGGAUCUUAAAACAACCGAGCUAUUGGGGAAAGAGUUCAGACGUGGAUAUGCGCUGCUUCGGAAAACGGAGAAGCCGCUGGAUCGUCUAUUUCUUUCAAGCACCAUCGAUCCCCCAGGCGGUAGCGAUGUUCCUCUGAGUGAUCUUUUACGGAUGGCAUCGAAAUCUGCACUUCAACCUACACAUGUCAAGAUCGAGGUGGCUAAGAAUAAAACCUUCGAAUUUGUUGAUACGGCACCUGUGCAUUCUGAUAUACAUGAUUGA
Giardia duodenalis is the source of this 2034-nucleotide messenger RNA. RefSeq names its product Caffeine-induced death protein 1-like protein. Gene Ontology annotation, biological process: RNA 3'-end processing. Lineage: Eukaryota; Fornicata; Diplomonadida; Hexamitidae. Gene Ontology annotation, molecular function: nucleotidyltransferase activity. The transcript has a single exon. The record is from RefSeq and is a predicted model, not a curated record. Bases 1 to 2034 code for a protein of 677 amino acids.